AUGCACAAGGAACUUGAAAUGCAAAGCCACGCAUUGAUCAACAGAAAUGGACGAUUGAAGACAUGUGGAACAAUACCGGCUUUGACAAUCUUUGUCGCUAAUGCACCGACAUCAAGCUUUGGCGAAGACGAAGUGCAAGGGAUCUACAUGGGUUUGGAGAAGUUCUGCAGAGAAGACCAUACAUUCUCCAACGUCAUCAUUGGAGAUUUUAACGGUAAAGAUGGACCAAGAAAAACGUCUGAAGAACAUUGGCAUCCACAGAUUAGAAUGGGACGAGCAGGAUUAGCUGCUGUCUGGGUUUACCAUGACGACCAAAACCAGUCAUGGUAA
Messenger RNA from Angiostrongylus costaricensis, 330 nucleotides. The record is from the annotation of a GenBank genome assembly. NCBI's taxonomy places the organism in Eukaryota, Metazoa, Nematoda, Chromadorea, Rhabditida, Metastrongylidae.